This is a messenger RNA of Symbiodinium pilosum, 1182 nucleotides long. NCBI's taxonomy places the organism in Eukaryota, Dinophyceae, Suessiales, Symbiodiniaceae. The record is from the annotation of a GenBank genome assembly.
AUGGCUGGCAACCAGCGCGCUAUCCGACGCUUGCGAACCCAGUGCGAGCGUGCCAAGCGAACGCUCUCCUCUUCCACGCAGGCCACCAUUGAGAUCGACUCCCUGUUCGAGGGUAUCGAUUACUCCUGCUCCCUGUCUCGUGCGCGUUUCGAGGAGCUGUGCAUGGACUACUUCCGCAACUCCAUGGGUCCAGUGGAGAAGUGCUUGAAGGACUCGGGCAUUGACAAGAAGAGCGUGCACGAUGUGGUGCUGGUGGGUGGCUCCACCCGAAUCCCUAAGGUGCAGUCCAUGAUCCAGGAGUUCUUCAACGGCAAGGAGCCGAACAGGUCCAUCAACCCUGACGAGGCCGUGGCCUACGGUGCCGCGGUGCAGGCUGCCAUCUUGACCGGAGAGGGCUCCUCUCAGGUGCAGGACCUGUUGCUGCUGGACGUGACGCCCUUGUCCAUGGGUUUGGAGACCGCUGGCGGUGUAAUGACCAAACUCAUCGAGCGCAACACCACCAUCCCAACUAAGAAGGCUCAGACCUUCACCACCUACGCGGACAACCAGCCGGGAGUGUUGAUCCAGGUGUUCGAGGGUGAGCGCGCCAUGACCAAGGACAACAACCUCCUUGGCAAGUUCCACUUGGACGGCAUCCCGCCAGCUCCGCGUGGCGUGCCCCAGAUCGAGGUCACGUACGACAUCGAUGCCAAUGGCAUUCUGAACGUCAGCGCUUCGGACAAGUCCACAGGCAAGUCCAACCAGAUUACCAUUACCAACGAGAAGGGUCGCCUGUCGCAGUCGGAGAUCGACCGCAUGGUUCAGGAAGCGGAGAAGUUCCGCGCCGAAGAUGAGGCUAACAAGCUGAAGAUUGAGGCAAAGAACGGUUUGGAGAACUACUGCUUCACCAUGCGCAACACCCUGAACGAGGAGAAGCUGAAGGACAAGUUCGAGGGUGGAGACAAGGAGAAGAUCGAGUCCGCUGUGCAGGAGACCUUGGACUGGCUGGACAAGAACCAGCUGGCCGAGAAGGACGAGUUCGAGGCCAAGCAGAAGGAGCUCGAGGGCAUCGUGAACCCCAUCAUGAUGAAGGUCUACCAGGCCGCGGGUGGCGGCGGCAUGCCCGAGGGUGGCAUGCCUGGCGGCGGCAUGGGAGGUGCUCCCGGCGGCGCCAGCGGCCCCACCGUUGAGGAGGUUGACUAG